CAUUCCUCACCGAGUACACCAGAAGAAGUUAUAUUCAAAAAUGGAUUCAAGAGCAGUUCAAACUCAGGGGCACAAGUACGAUCAACACCACCGUAAUCCUCAAAAUAUUGGGUCACAAGGAGUGGCGGCACAUGGGGAUGAACACAACCAUGAGAAGAAGACGGUUCUGAAGAAAGUAAAACAAAAGGCCAAGAAAAUUAAGGAUAGCAUCACAAAGCAUGGUCAUCAUGACCAUGAACGUGGCCACGAGUAUCACUAUGAAGAUCAGCAUAUCCCUGAUGAUCAUGACUUGGAUGAAGAAGAUGACGAAGAUGUAGACCCAGUCCAUGGAGCACCGAUUUACGAUAGUGCAGCUGUUAGAGGUGCAGAAGCUAUUGGAGUUAAUUUAGGAGGUAUAGCAGUUAUGGGAGGAGAACCUCAUCAGGAUCCAAGAGUAGUGGUUGUUUCUCCAACUACUGGAGUUAAUCAAAGCGGAGCCACUGAGCCUACUAUGGCAUUUGUUGAGGUACAUAAAGUAGUGCAUACUAAGGUCAAUUUGGAGGGACAAAUUCACUUGGAGGAAGAUCCUCAUGCUCCACGAAGUGCACCUCAAGCUCAUUCUCCACCAAAUCAUCAAACAAAAGUCAAAGAUCCAACUGGGGCAGGUGGAGCAGAAAUUGACAUUACCCCAGACAAAACUUUCUCCAGGAUGACUAUUCUUUAUGAGCCAAACCAAGAACAACCAAACCUCUUUCCAACUGUUCCUGAAACUCACCACCACCCUUCUGCUGGAAGCCACUCUCAUAUUGCACCACAGCUGUCUAGUGCAACCAAUUACCCAUCUACUCAGAGCCGUGGCCAAUACUUCCCAGAACUUUCUGGUGAAGUUAAAACCGAAUACCCCAAAAGCCAUGGACAUUUUACACCAGAGUUGUCCACACCAACCAAGACUCACUACCCUGAAGCUCAAAGCCAUGACCAAUUCUUGCCACAACAAUCCAGUGCUACAAAAACUCCAUACCCUUCAUCUGGAAGUCAUGAUCAGUUUACACCGGUGUCAUCUACUGGACAUAAUAUUCAGCACCCUUCUACCAAAUUCCAUGGACAACACUUGCCACAACAAUCUAGUACUACAAAAACUCAUUACCCUUCCUCUGGAAGCCAUGAUCAGUUUACACCAGUGUCUUCUCCUAAUAUUCAACACCCUUCGACCAAAAUCCAUGACCAACACUUGCCUCAACAAUUCAGUACUACAAAAACUCAGUACCCUUCAUCUGGAAGCCAUGACCAGUUUUCACCAGUGUCAUCUACUACUGGAACUAAUAUUCAACACCCUUCUACCAAUUUCCAUGACCAGCACUUGCCACAACACUCAAGUGCUACCAAAGCACAAUACCCUUCAUCUGGAAGCCAUGAUCAGUUUACACUGGUGUCAUCUACUGGACCUAAUAUUCAACACCCUUCUACCAAUUUCCAUGACCAGCACUUGCCACAACAAUCCAGUGCUACCAAAACACAAUACCCUUCAUCUGGAAGCCAUGAUCAGUUUACACCGGUGUCAUCUACUGGACCUAAUAUUCAACACCCUUCUACCAAUUUCCAUGACCAGCACUUGCCACAACAAUCCAGUGCUACAAAACCACAAUACCCUUCAUCUGGAAGCCAUGAUCAGUUCGCACCAGUGUCUUCUACCGGACCGAAUAAUCAGCACCCUUCGACCAAAUUCCAUGACCAGCACUUGCCUCAACAAUUCAGUGCUACAAAAACUCAAUACCCUUCAUCUGGAAGCCAUGAUCAGUUCACACCAGUGUCUUCUACCGGACCUAAUAUUCAGCACCCUUCGACCAAAAUCCAUGACCAACACUUGCCUCAACAAUUCAAUCCUACAAAAUCUCAGUACCCUUCAUCUGGAAGCCAUGAUCAGUUCACACCGGUGUCUUCUACCGGGCCUCAUAUUCAGCACCCUUCGACCAAAAUCGAUGACCAACACUUGCCUCAACAAUUCAGUCCUACAAAAACUCCGUACCCUUCAGCUAGAAGCCAUGAUCAGUUUACACCAAUGUCAUCUACUGAACCUAGUUUGCAACACCCUUCUACCAAAACCCAUGACCAGCACUUGUCACAACAAUUUGAUGAAACAAAACAUCAGUACCCUUCAACGGGAAGACAUGUUCAGUUUACACCAGAGUUCUCUACCGAACCUAAUGUUCAGUCCCAUUACACCAACACCCAUGAUCAAUACCCUUCAUCUGUAAACCAUGAUCAGUACCCUUCUACCACGAUCCAUGACCGAAACUUGCCACAGCAAUCUAGUCCAGUUGCAAAAAAUACCCACUAUCCUUCAUCUGGAAGCCACGAUCAAUUUCUACCAGAAUUUUCAACUCAAACCAGAACCCCACAAUCCUACAACACCACACGUAUGGAGGAAUCCCAAUACAGACCAAUGGAGAAACCAUCAAAUGAUAGCAGUUACACAGAUAAAAUCUCAUCAGCAACAGCUUCAAUAGCUGAUACAGCCGUCACUGCUAAAAAUGCUGUAGCUUCAAAGCUUGGAUAUGGCCACGGAAAUGAGACCGAAGCAACUCGAGCAAAGAUGCAAGAGAACAUAAGCAACGAAGAACCAUCAACAGUCUCAUUAGCUACAGCCGCAAUAGCUGAUAAAGCCGUCGCUGCCAAAAACACAGUAGCUUCCAAGCUUGGAUAUGGUGCCGACACCGAAACAACUCAAACAAAGUAUCAACAACAGAACACAAGCAGUGAAAAACCAUCAACAAUCUCAUCAGCAACCACUGCAAUAGCUGAUAAAGCUGUCAACGCCAAAAAUACAGUAGCUUCAAAACUCGGAUAUGGUCCUGAAACAACUCAUCGGGAAGAAGAAAAACCAUCGACAAUCUCUGCAGCAACCUCUGCAAUAGCUGACAAAGCUGUCACUGCCAAAAACACCGUAGCUUCAAAGCUCGGAUAUGGUCCUGAAACAACUCGUCGGGAAGAAGAAAAACCGUCGACGAUCUCUGCGGCAACCUCUGCAAUAGCUGAUAAAGCUGUCACUGCCAAAAACACCGUAGCUUCAAAGCUCGGAUAUGGUCCUGAAACGACUCAACAGGAAGAACAAAAACCAUCCGCAAUCUCUUCAGCAACCUCGGCCAUAUCUGACACAGCUGUCUCUGCCAAAAACACCAUAGCUGACACAGCUGUCUCUGCCAAAAACACCGUUGCUUCCAAGCUCGGGUAUGGUGCUGACACUGAAACAGUUCAAGCAAAGCAUCACGAAGAAAAACCAUCAACGGUCUCCGCAGCCACCUCUGCAAUAGCUGAUAAAGCUGCCUCAGCCAAGAACACAGUAGCUUCAAAGCUUGGAUACGGUGCCAACACAGACACAACACAAACAAAGAAUUACCAAGAGAAUACAAGCCAUGAACAGCCAUCAACAAUCUCUUUAGCAACCUCUGCAGUAGCUGAUAAAGCUAUCUCAGCCAAAAACACCGUAGCUUCCAAGCUCGGUUUCGGUGACAGAACAACAGCACAAGAAGAGAAGAGAAGAGAGCAUGCUGCUGCACCAACUGAAUAUGGAAAGAGUGUUGCUCAGUCUCUGACUGAGAACCUAGGUCCAGUUUAUGGAAAGAGUGGUGUGAAGUCCAAUGUUUCAGGUGAAAAUGCUAGUGUGGUUGUAGAACAAGACAAGGGUGUCUCUAUGAGGGACUAUCUGGCGGACAAGUUGAGGCCUACCCCUGAAGACAGGGCUCUCUCAGAAGUGAUAUCAGAGACUUUGCAUAAGAAAGAGCCAAUGGAGGUCACUGAGGAAGAAAACAAGGGUGUGAAAAAGGUAAUUUCUGAUGCAGUGCAUAAGAGAGAGGAUGACCCUGAAAGAAGGUUAGAUCAACAGAUACCAGUAUGGAAGGUAACAGAAUCAGAGGAAGUGAAAAGAAGGUUAGGAAGUGAUGAAGAAACUGAGAGAAGGUACCAAGAGAUGUAUGUGAAGAGUCCAGGGACAGGUGUGGUUGAUAAGCUUAAGGGAAUGGUUGGAUCAUUGAUUACCAAUCCAGUGGAGAACCAAUCCUUACAAGAGAAAGAUUCCUCUACUACGAAUUAUGGGACAGAAGUGGAACAUAUUAACCAAGGUGGAACUCAAAGAAGACUACAGGAGUCAUCUAAUUGAAGAAUUGGUUUCGAGGAAUAUUUGCUUUUGAUGUGAAUUUGUUUAGAUUUAUGUUAUUGUUGUUUGUCUGCUACCUGUGUAAUGUGUCUGGUUCUUUCUUGCAAGAAAGUCUGAUGUUUGAGUCACUGAUAAUUUAUUUUCAUGUUUCUGUAUUAUGUAUAUGAUGCUUUUGAGUCGGCAAUGUUAUAUGUCAUGUUAGUGUGUUACUGUGUUGAUAAAAAUAUUUAUGUAAUAAAUUCCGUUCUUUAGACAUUUAAA
Molecule: messenger RNA, 4393 nt
Organism: Vigna unguiculata (cowpea)
Lineage: Eukaryota; Viridiplantae; Streptophyta; Magnoliopsida; Fabales; Fabaceae
Biological process (GO): response to stress; response to abscisic acid
Source: RefSeq, a predicted model, not a curated record